Corylus avellana is the source of this 2196-nucleotide messenger RNA. It is a transcript of the gene MDA1, whose product is annotated as Mitochondrial transcription termination factor family protein. NCBI's taxonomy places the organism in Eukaryota, Viridiplantae, Streptophyta, Magnoliopsida, Fagales, Betulaceae. The record is from RefSeq and is a predicted model, not a curated record. Gene Ontology annotation, molecular function: double-stranded DNA binding. Gene Ontology annotation, biological process: regulation of DNA-templated transcription.
CCACUCUUUCUCGGUUCUCACUUCUCACUCUGCCCUGCAAACCCUAAUUUUUCCAUUUUUUGAUAGAAAAUGAGAGCUUUCUGUGGAAUCAGCUCUCCCGAGCAGCUCUCAUUUCUGUCAAAAGGAACUUUCACUACCUCAAGGACUCGACUUUCUUUUCCUGCAAAACUCUUCUUUUGCCAAGCAAAGUUCGAUGAUUCUGGGACAGAUGGGUCAUUCAACUUGAAAGUGGUGCCUCCAGCCCUGUUAGCAGCAGAAAAAGAAGAAGCCAAGGCUGUUUUGACCUUGUUCUUAAAGAAACAAGGAUUGAGCAAUGCAGUUGCUUCAAGGACCAUCAACAAGUCAGACAUUUUCAUUGACCACCUCGUCUCAAAGCUUCAUUCUGUUCAUAAAUCUCGAUAUCUAGUAGGACGUGAACUUACAACCCUUGAGAUCAGGGAUGCUCUUAAUCCUUACCUUGAAGCCCUUCUCGAAGAGCAUGGGAACUUUAUGGUAGAUGUAGCGGAAAAUUUUCCAAACCCACCUGUUAAAGAAAAAACAAUUCUGCCAGUUUCUCAGCCCAAUCCAACCCUUGACGCUAAGAAGCUAAAGGCCAUAUCUCGAGUGAGUGAGAUAGACCCAGCUGGGAAUCUCCGCCCUCAAGUUCUCUAUCUCAUAGAGCUUGGUAUGGAUCUUGAGCAGAUCAAGGGAAUUACGCAAAAGUACCCAUCCUUUGCCUACUAUAGCUUGGAGGGGAAAAUCAAGCCAGUGGUUGAGUUUCUUCUUGAUCUUGGGGUACCAAAAUCAGAUAUUCCCACCAUCCUCAUCAAAAGGCCUCAGUUGUGUGGAAUUAGUCUCUCUGAAAAUCUUAUACCCACCAUGGCCUUCCUAGAGAAUUUGGGUGUGGACAAGACAAAAUGGGCAAAAGUGAUAUAUCGCUUGCCACAUCUUCUCACUUAUAGCCAGGAGAAGGUUAAGAUCACUGUGGAAUUUCUUCAUGAGAUGGGCAUCUCGGCAGAGAGCAUUGGUAAGAUUCUGACACGCAGCCCAAACAUUAUUAGCUACAGUGUUGAGGACAAGUUACGGCCAACUGCUGAGUACUUCUGUUCUUUGGGAGUUGAUGUUGCUAAUCUUCUCUAUCGAUCUCCACAGACUUUUGGUCUUAGUAUUGAAGCAAAUCUGAAGCCUGUGACAGAAUUUUUCUUGGAGAGGGGAUAUAGUAUUGAGGAAAUUGGGACCAUGAUUUCGAGAUAUGGGACCUUAUAUACUUUUAGCUUGUCAGGGAAUUUGAUAACAAAAUGGGAGUUCUUUUUGACCAUGGAUUAUCCAAAACCAGAGCUCGUGAAAUUCCCUCAAUAUUUUGGUUAUAGUUUGGAAGAGAGGAUUAAACCAAGGUAUGCACGUAUGAAGGAGUGUGGAGUUUCAUUGCUGCUGAACCAGCUGCUUUCACUGUCAUAUGGUGACUUUGAGAAGGCUUUGGAAAAGAAAAUGAAGAAAAUGGAGAAAAUGCUCCCUGACAAGGAUAAGAGCAACAGCAGUUAUGACCUUUGAUCAGACAAUGUACGAUGAGACUUGUCGUGGAGGUGCAAUUUCCAAGUCAAAGCAAAUGUUGGUGCUCCUAAGUGGGCAUUAGAACAGUAUUGUGUCGGGGAAAUUGGAUCAUGUAAACGAAUUUACAGCUGCAUUUGCAAACUCUGGGCAUUUCAGUGCUGUUGUGAGCUUUAAUCAAGUUUCAGAGUGCAUGUUGGCGCAUAACGCUGCACGCAGAAGGGUCGGAGACGCAUCUGCCAUCCUGUUCAGCUCGUGCUCUCCUCAAGGAUCACCUGCUCAGUGGUCCCUGUAUAUUGACCAGGCUUUCUCCUUGCCAUGCUCGAUGAUGAGGCAUCGGGGAAGUAUGUAUGGAAGCAGAAUGUUUGUCAUUGAAAUCAAUCUGUUCUCAAUUGCAUAGCAUGAGUUACUCCAUUGCUUAUUUCAUUGGAAAGCAUUUACUCCCCAUAUUUUGUUAUAUCUUUUAUGUUGUUCUGGUCUAUGUAUACUCUUCCCGGGAGAUAGCCUACUUCUGCAUCUCUAGUUGCUGUAUAAUUGUAUUGCUAAAAUGGCCUUUUUUGUUGCUCAAAAAAGUGAUUCUCCUGAUUUUGUGAUAAUACCGUUAUUCAGUUGCAUGCAAACGAUUGGUGUAAAAAUUUUAGUGCUGGACUGCAAAGUAGACUUGAAUGA